Molecule: messenger RNA, 879 nt
Organism: Lotus japonicus
Lineage: Eukaryota; Viridiplantae; Streptophyta; Magnoliopsida; Fabales; Fabaceae
Exons: 1
Coding region: 1-879 (292 amino acids)
Molecular function (GO): catalytic activity
Source: RefSeq, a predicted model, not a curated record
AUGAAGAUACUUUCUUUCAAUGUUAGAGGUUUGGGGGUGGGGGCGAAGAGAAGAGUAAUUAGAGAACUGGCUUGUCAAAAUUAUGUGGAUAUGUUGUGCAUCCAAGAAACCAAGCUUCAGAAUGCUGAUAGGCGUCUUUGUAAUAUGUUGUGGGGUGAUACUGAUUAUGACUGGAGAGCAAGCCCCGCAGUGGGUAGUGCAGGUGGAUUGCUUUGUAUUUGGAAUGCGAAUACUUUUGCUGUGGAGGAGGUUGUGCAGGGAAGUAGGUUCCUUGGCUUGAUUGGCGUUUGGGCAUUGAAUCAACACAGGUGUGUCAUAGUUAAUGUUUAUUCUGCGUGUGGUUUGGAGGACAAGAGGGUGCUAUGGUCUAGGUUGCUUGAGUGGAGACAGCAGUGUCAGGACCUCUCGUGGUGCCUGUUGGGGGAUUUCAAUGCAGUUAGAUAUGCAGAGGAGAGGAGGGGUGUGGCCGAGGUGCAACCCUCUCAAAGGAGGGAGAUGUCUGAAUUUAACGUGUUCAUUGGUACAAUGGAGCUGAUGGAUAUACCAUUAGCGGGCAGGAAAUUCACUUGGCGCCGGCCAAAUAAUCAAGCUCAGAGUCGGAUUGAUAGAUUUUUGAUCUCUAAGGAGUGGUGUGAUGCCUGGCCAAAUUUCUCUCAAUUGGUCCUUAACCGUGAUAUAUCUGAUCAUAGUCCUUUGUUGUUAAGGCAAGCUUUCCAUGACUGGGGUCCGAAACCUUUUAGGGUGCUUAAUUGCUGGCUUGAUGACCAUCGAUUAGACGCUUUUGUGAAGAAAACCUGGGCUGAUUUGCGUGUCCGAGGUUGGGGAUCAUAUGUGUUAAAGGAGAAGCUCAAGGGUCUGAAAGGUAGCCUUAAGGAAUAG